Crotalus tigris (Tiger rattlesnake) is the source of this 3118-nucleotide messenger RNA. It is a transcript of the gene MC2R, whose product is annotated as melanocortin 2 receptor. Bases 330 to 1319 code for a protein of 329 amino acids. Lineage: Eukaryota; Metazoa; Chordata; Lepidosauria; Squamata; Viperidae. The record is from RefSeq and is a predicted model, not a curated record. The transcript has 3 exons. Gene Ontology annotation, biological process: G protein-coupled receptor signaling pathway. Gene Ontology annotation, molecular function: corticotropin receptor activity. Gene Ontology annotation, cellular component: membrane.
CUUUGCCAUCAUACCAACCUGAUCUAUUAUUUCUUUUGUAUGGAAAACAGUAAAAAAAUAAUAACCUAUAGAAGGAAAAGUUGGAAAGAAUUUUUUUUUCCAAAGAAGGUUUAAUAAGAGCAUCUGUGACCUGGCAUGGCAUAUAUGAAUCAGAAGUUAACUAAAUUAAGAAAUCGCUGUAACUAGUUAGUUUCAAGCUAAUCAGCCACAAGAAUAAUGUUUGUUAUGCCAUUAAUAAGGUAUAUUCCAAGAGGACAGCAGAAUGCUCAAUAGACAAGAUACGAAGGCCAAAACAAAGGACCAGACAUACAAAUAUCAUUGAGUUGGAGAUGAUGCUUCAUACAAAUUCUGUUAAGGAGAUGAAGACCAACACGGCUUCUGAAAUAAUAAGACUUCUGGAGGAGAGAAGUAUUCAUGUCUUUGAAAACCACAGUGAGCCAUCACUGAACAUCUCCGACUGCAUGACAAUUGUUGUGCCAGAGGAAGUCUUCUUCACCAUUGCUACAGUAGGAAUCCUGGAGAACCUGCUGGUGCUCAUUGCAGUAGGGAGGAAUAAGAAUCUGCAUUCCCCCAUGUACAUUUUCAUUUGCAGCUUAGCUGUUUCAGACAUGUUAGGAAGUUUGUCCAAGACUCUGGAGAAUAUCUUCUAUAUCAUAUUUUGCAAAAUGAGAUACCUUCCAUGUCGUGGAAAGAUGGCAACAACUGUGGAUGAUAUUAUAGAUUUCAUGUUUAUUUCAUCUUUACUGGGAUCAAUUUUCAGCCUUUCAGCCAUUGCCGCUGACCGAUAUAUAACGAUAUUCUAUGCACUGCGUUACCAUAACAUCAUGACUCAAAGGCGGGCUUUGCUGAUUUUGCUGGUGAUUUGGACUUUCUGUGCAGGGAGUGGCAUAGCAAUGGUGAUUUUCUCCCAUGAGACUGCAACUAUUGUAUCUUUCUCAGCUCUGUUUUAUUUCAUGCUCAUUUUUAUCCUCUGCCUUUACAUCCAUAUGUUUCUGCUUGCCCGUUCCCAUGCCAUAAAGAUUGCCUUGAUGCCUGCAAGUUCUGUCCACCAGAGAGCUAACAUGAAAGGAGCCAUUACGUUAACAGUGUUACUUGGUGUUUUUCUCUGCUGCUGGGCUCCCUUUGUUCUUCACAUGCUUCUCAUACGGUUUUGCCCCGAAAACCCUUACUGUGUUUGCUAUUUGUCCAUCUUCCAUGUCAAUGGUAUGUUAAUCAUGUUCAAUGCUGUCAUUGAUCCCAUGAUUUAUGCAUUUCGAAGUCCAGAACUGAGAAGUACUUUUAAAAGAUUGUUCUGCUGCUGGCAGCCAAGCUGGGCUUAGCUACUAGAAAUUCAAAACUCCAGUGAGCAAGUUAUCAUGUAGGAUCUCAAGGAUUCUAAAGCAGGAGUCUCCAACCUUGGCAACUUUAAGACUUGUGGACUUAAACUCCCAGAAUAUACAUACGCUGGCUGGGGAAUUCUGGGAGUUGAAGUCCACAAGUCUUAAAAUUGCCAAGGUUGGAGACCCCUAUUCUAAAGGAUCUAAACAUGUCAAUUAUCAAUGCUGCUCCCCCAAGCUUAACAUCAGUAAUUAGACUGCCAUCAGAUAUAGGCCUCACUCAGAUCUUUGUACAUAGAUAAUGAAAUUCCUUAGAAUUUGCCAAAGGAAUCUGCAGUAUUAGGGCAUUACAACUGAAGUUGCUAUAUUAUUUACUGCUGAUCAAUGCAUAUGUUUUCUGUAACCAAUUAAGACAUUCUUUGAGCUAAUGCACAUAUUUAUCCUUUAUUCUUUCCACCUAGUAAUAGGAUUUUGCUCAAAUCCGUAUAUUGCACUAUAUGCUGCAGCUGUUAAACAAGAAUCAGAUUGUAAAAUAUGUUUUUGUUCCCCUUUGCUUUAGGUUCCAUCUUCCUCUUAUAAAAACAAUGUGUAUUAAUGAUUUGCAGAAUCAAAGAAAAUAGCUUCAAUACUGCUAAAGAAUAGCCAGGUUUCAGACCCAUAGAGCAUGUUAUAAUCUAGGAUCAACAUUCAGGAAACAUAAGAAAUAUCUCCAAAACAUACUGACCAACAGUCAUGACUAAUAUAUUUAACCCCCAUGUACAAAGGCAUCCCCUCCCUCUGUACAAUUUCUGGGGAACACAUUGGGAUAUGUUACUACAGUCAUGUCCUGGGUGAUAUGCCAUAGAUACCUGAGAGGUCAUUAAGGAAACAAGUCAAUGGACUAAAUAAAUUUGUUAUCCCACAUAAUAAUGCUUUUCCAUAAAGAGGUGGCUAUAAGGAGACAUACAUUAUCUGUGCUGUGGGGUUUUUUUUAAAGAAAUUAACACCUUAAUUAUUAUCUGACUCUGUCCCAAAUGUUGUUGUUGUUGUUGUCGUCAUCGUUAUCAUUUUAUCUCAUUAUUGUCAUCACCCUUAUCACACUAUUUGUGUUAUCUCUUAUUUAAAAUAUCACAGCUUUGAUAAGAGGAAUGUUACAAUAGACAAAAUGGUCAAUAAAUAACAUCAAUAGAACUGUUAUCAAUUAAUAAAACAAAUUUCACACUUUCUAUAAUAUUUGUUACUUCUUAGAUGAACUGUAAGUAUCACAAAAUAUUUUACAAAUUACUUACUAUAUUCAUCUUAGAUAUCUGGAACAAAAGAAUCCAAGCAGAAGCCAAAAAAAUGUGUCCAGAUAAAAAUGUUCUUGGUUAUUUUAGGUUAACUUAAUAUUUCUCAUCCAAACUGCUUCUUGUGCUGAGAUCCACAAAGGUGUUUUCAGGCGCAACCUGAGUUGGUAUCUAUUCCAUAUUCUCAAUAUGAUACAUCUAACAUAAUGAUUUUUAAAAUCCACCUUAACCUUGACUUUAUCAUACCAUAAUUAUCCAUGCUACCCAAAUCUCAGGUCAUAUCCUUCUAACUCCAAAAGCCUUCUGUUUCUCAGCAGUAGCUACUCUUUCAUCCAUGGAUAACAUAACCCUUGAGUUGAUUUCUUAUAAUCAGCAUCUAGAGGCUGAAGCUGUUGGCAAGGGGCAAUAGAAAAGUGUUCAUUUAAAAAAAUCUAUUGUCCAUCAUAUUCGCCAAAGCUAUUCUCCAAAGCACCUGAAGGCAGGACAAGAAGCAAUAGAUGGAAACUAAUCAAGGAGAGAAGCAACCUAGAACUAAGG